Molecule: messenger RNA, 2300 nt
Organism: Alligator mississippiensis (American alligator)
Lineage: Eukaryota; Metazoa; Chordata; Crocodylia; Alligatoridae
Gene: NKAP
Product: NFKB activating protein
Exons: 9
Coding region: 29-1144 (371 amino acids)
Biological process (GO): regulation of gene expression
Cellular component (GO): nucleus
Molecular function (GO): chromatin binding
Source: RefSeq, a predicted model, not a curated record
ACCCGGAAGUGCGCCCCGGGCGGCCGCCAUGGCCCCGGCGUCGCGGUCCCGCAGCCCCGCCGCGUCCCCAGGUUCCCGGCGCCGGAGCAGCCACGGCCGCGGCUCCUCGCCCAGCCCCUCUCCGCCCCGCCACAGCCACGGCCACGGCCACGGCCGCCGCUCCCGCGAGGCUUCCAAGGCCCCCAGCCGCCGACAGGGCCGCAGCCGCAGCCGCUCCCGGCCCCCGGCCUCGGCUCACCACGGCCACCACCACGGCGGGAAGCUGUGGCCCGAGGACUACGAGAAGGAGAAGGAGGAGCUGCUGCGGCAGAGGAGACUAAAUGAGAGAGAGAGAAUUGGAGAACUGGGAGCACCUGAAAUCUGGGGGCUUUCACCAAAGGUUCCUGACCCAGAUUCUGAUGAGCAUACUCCAGUGGAAGAUGAGGAGGCAAAAUCUAAAAGCAGCUCUUCAGAUUCCAGCUCAGAAGAAGAGAAAAAGAAGAAGAAGAAAAAGAAAAAGAAGAAAAAAUCAUCAAAAAGGAAACGCAAAAAGCAUUCUGAGGACAGUGACAGCGAGUCCGACUCUGAGCUGAACUCCAGUGAUGAAGAUAAAAAGAAAACCAAGAAGAAGAAAAAGAAGCACAGAAAGAAAAAGUCAAAGAAGAAGAAGAAUAAGAGAAGUCGUAAGGAAUCUAGUGAUUCCAGCAGUGAAGAUUCGGAGGAUGAAGCGCUUCAAGGGGAAGAUCUCUGGAUUGAGAGAUCAAAAAAUACAGAAGCUGACAGUUUGAUUGGGCCAGAAGCUCCAAAAUCGCAUGCCUCACAAGAUGACAGGCCUUUGAAUUAUGGCCAUGCUUUGCUGCCUGGUGAGGGUGCAGCUAUGGCAGAGUACGUAAAGGCUGGAAAACGCAUCCCCCGAAGAGGUGAAAUUGGCUUGACCAGUGAAGAAAUUGCAUCGUUUGAGAGUUCUGGCUAUGUAAUGAGCGGUAGCAGGCAUCGGCGAAUGGAGGCCGUGCGUCUGCGUAAAGAGAACCAGAUCUACAGUGCGGAUGAAAAGAGAGCUCUGGCAUCUUUCAACCAGGAGGAGAGGCGGAAGCGAGAGAACAAGAUCCUGGCAAGCUUCCGGGAAAUGGUCUACAGAAAAACUAAGGGCAAAGAAGACAAAUAGAUAUCCUUGUGGGUGGGCAGCACUGAUUGCAGUACACAGCAGCUAACCUGCUCCUGCGAUUUGCAAGGAGCUGUCCAGUGGUAUAGUGCCUUCUGUCUGACCUUCCGGCCCUCUGGAAUAGAUUGCUUGUAUCGAGGAAGCACAAUUACUCAUGGGUAGUUUGCCUGAACAGUUCAUUCCCCAGCUGCAGGGAACUGCCGUAAGCAGCAGUACAGAAUCUUGGGUAAUGAAAACGAGCAGCACAAAGGGAAGGUUUGUGAUCAUAGUGAUGGAAAUGUGCUGUAUUAGAGAGUGAAUCGGACACAGCAGGCUGGCACCAUCUGCCACAAGAGGGACGGGUCACCUGCUGGUGAUAUGGAUAAAUGCCAUUUCCCAUUUAUUUUGACCAAUGACUAUAGACUUGUCCAUCAUAAACUGGCUACUUGUAGUAGCAAAACCUAGGGAAUUCCUGAGCUUCUGUUUAGGAGCUAAGUUUAUUGAUUUAUUACAUAUUUCUCCCAGGUUCUUUAAAUAUCUGCUUUCGUUUAUUUAUCUUUCUCAGAACCAAACACUUGGAUUGUUUGUACAGCUACACUUGUAUAUAGAAAUUUGUAAUUAAAUACGGAUCGGCUUCCAUUACUUGCAGAUAAUUCUGUUGCAAUCGCUAUGCUGUCAAAGUAGUAAUGUUGAGGGUUACUACUGACCUAGAACCUGCAAAAGCCUGGGGGCCAACUAGCUGGCCUCCUUUUGGGGUAUGCUGUACAUUGAUCUCACUGCAAUAGUAGAGCUGGUGGAAGCCCUGGACAUACAGAGGCAGGAACUGCAGAUGCCUCUUUCCAUUCUGAAUUUCUUGGUUCUUGGAGACAUUCCAGAACUAACCCUUCACCUUACUUUAAUCUGGGACCUUGACUUCCUUUGUCUGAGCAAUAUUACAUUGUUUUUAAGAUCUGUGUUGGAAGGCUUCUUCCAGAUAAUGCUUAUUCAGUGUAACCUUACUGAGUCAUCAUCAGGCAUGUAUUUGAGAAUAGCACUCUCUUUAUAUGCUUUAACUUACGCUUCCUGAAUUUUUUUUUUUUUUAUUAAAGCAUUUUCCUGAGGCUUUUUUAAAUCCCUGGGUUUGGUGUGCUUGUGGUGGAAAUAAUUUAUAUGUUUCUAUAAACACCUACAAAAAAUCCCA